GCUUAGAUGAUUCGGGAAUGAAUGAGCCCAUGAAACUGUUGAGGAAGAACAUGCUGUCACUGCAUGCGCACGUGGACAACAGGUUGGACUUCAUGCAGAGCACUUUGGACCAGAUCCUGGACGUUUUGACAAGGCCAGGAUAUAGGCUACCAGCACAAUCGCCGUUGCCGUUAUCGGCGAUGUCAGGCCACUUUCCAGUUCAAGCUGGUACACAGCCAAGUGGUACAUCUGCAGCAGCCUCACAGACUGUUGCAUCUUCUUCUUCGGGUCCAGCAGUGAUAGCUACAUCACCGCAACAACCUGUUCAGCAAUCUGGACAAACGCAAGGUCAAUGGUAUCCUAAGACCCCGAUGAAACCGCCUCUUGCCUUCUCAGGCGAGAGAAAGGACGAGGAACUCAACACAUGGUUGAGAACGGUCCCGGUUUGGGUGAAGGCAAAGAGGACCUUGCCUGAGGACGAAGUGGUAACUGCUGCAUCCUACCUUGAGGGUAAGGCAGCCAAGUGGCUAGAUGGAGUAGUUGUAAAGGCCGGGUACGGGCGACGCAUGGCGGACUGGGCUAAGUCUUUGACGUUAGACCAGUUCAUGGAAAUGGUAGAAGCUCGAUGGCAUAAUCCACAGGAGGCACAAAAGGCCGCUGAUGCCAUUAACAAACUAGACCAACGAAAGUUCAGGUCAGUUAGAGAGCUUACGACUACCGUUGAGAGCCUGAUCCUCGUCCCAAGCAUCAACUACAGUGACCAGUUCCUGUUAACAACGUUUGUUAGAUAUUUGUCGGAGAACAUCAGAAACUUGCUGGCCAGCGAGGCACGCACAGAGUAUCAUUCGUUUGAGACAUUGUCUAGGAAGGCUUUAGAUUUGGAGGCCACUCUAGGCAAUGCUCAACCCACCUCACAGAAUGACUCAAAGAAGAAGAAGAGUCCUCAGGAGUGGAAGAAGAAGGGAGCAAAGUUGAUGAUGGUUGAGUCUGAUGGGACUCAAACUGGGAUUGACGAACUCUCUGACCUGAUGGACUAUUCAGAGUAUGACGGCGAGGAGGUAGCUGAGGGUAGCACCCUCACCGCGGUAGUAGAGACUAAGGAAGGUGGCCGAGGGAAGGGCCAACCUAGGGGUCAAGGAAAGGCCGCCUCCAAUCAGACCAAACAGGCUGAGUGGGUUAAGGCAGGUCUUGAUCAAGACGUGUGGCGUGACCGCCGAACGCGUGGCGCUUGUAUCAACUGCGGGGAAUACGGACACUCGCAAUACAAGUGCCAGAACGCUAAGGUUACGCAAAAGGUUGCUCCAAAGAUGGGGGCAACUUAUUCCCAGGCCUCUAGCUCGGGAAACUCGUGAGGCCAGUGGAAGUAUUAGUUGCUUCUACUCAAGAUGAAGUAGGAUUGAUACCCUCCCUACUUCAUGACAAGGCCAAGGCUAAUGACCCCUUAGUCACCCCACAGACACAACUAGACCAAACUAUGCUCUGUACGUUAGAUGUGUCUGAAGCCUUAGAGGACUUGGAGAGUGAGUGGUCAAACAAGGACCCUCGCGAGUCUUGGGUGGCGCUGAGGAAAGGUCCUAGAGGGGAACAUUUCGUGGUGGAAGUCGAGGUAGGAGGCCGCAAAUGUAGUGCCUUCAUAGACAUAGGCUCCACACGGAAUUACAUAAGUCGCGACUGUUUGGAAAGGCUGCACCUACAGGACCGGGUACGACACCUUAGUAGACCAGUAGCAUCUACUUUGGCCAACAAGGAGCGAUUGAUUGUAACAGACUAUAUCAAGGACGUAGUCUGUACCUUCUCCUAUGGAGGAGGCGAGCUUAACCAUAAGAUCUC
Molecule: messenger RNA, 1809 nt
Organism: Chara braunii
Lineage: Eukaryota; Viridiplantae; Streptophyta; Charophyceae; Charales; Characeae
Source: the annotation of a GenBank genome assembly